AUGUUGUUGAAAGGUGGGGAGAAACCCCGACCCAGAGGGGCGUCAUGGGUGUGGAGGAAGAAGCUUUUGCGCUUCGUCGUCGCCAUCUGCUUGGUCGGUGGCUUUACAUUCCUGCUGUGGCCUCAUCUCGGCAGGGAGAAGAUUGUUAUGGAGGAUCCGGUUUCCAACAUCACCGUUACCUCGGGUGUUCACUGUGAGCCCGACUUCGAACUUCUCGCCCGCCUCGAUAUUAAAAAACUCUCUGGCUAUGUGAAACGGGAGAUUGUGGCUACGCCGACCUCCGACACGUUACCAAUUAGACAACAUCUUGACACACCUCUGUUCGAACCACUCGAGAGCCCCAACCCCGUCUCCACUCCGCAAUCGCAGGACGAUUGCUUGAUCCCGAAGCCGGUCUCUUUACAGGUUCCGAAGCCUCCGGUCAGGGUGGAUGCGUCGCAUAUCGACUUCGGUGUGGCAACAACGUUGGGUCGGUUGAACGACUCGAUAGACGCAUUUGCCCACUGGGCCGGUUAUACCCAGACUCGCAUUUUUGCUCUCAUUGAGCCGGAUAAAGAGGAGCGGAUCAAGGAGGUCCAGAUGAAGGCAGAUGCGUUGGGAAUCAACUUGUUUGUGGAGGAAUCCGAUGAAGAAUAUCAACGUCGAUACUUCUCAUUGGUCGCCCACCUGGAACACAACAUGCAGCGAAAGACACAGUGGUCCUGCGUGAUUGAUGACGAUACGUUUUUCCUGUCGAUGCCGGAACUGGUGAAGGCACUCGGCGAGUAUGACGCACGUCAGCCCAUGUACGUCGGGGGUCUGUCGGAGAGUAUCCCGCAGGUUGGCGCCUUUGGUCUGAUGGGGUUCGGAGGCGCCGGCGUCUUCAUGUCUCGGCCUCUUAUUCAGCAAAUCAGCGAGCCGGCCAUUUUCAACGACUGCCUGAAUACCGGCCACACCGGCGACCGGAGAAUUUCUCUCUGCGUCUACCAAAACACCCCCACGCGGCUGACCAUCAAUCACCGCCUGCGCCAACUGGACAUGACGGACGACGUAUCCGGCUUCUUUGAAGUCAAUCGCCUGCCGCCUCUAUCCGUUCACCAUUGGAAGUCGUGGUUCCAUACCGACAUGGCCAAGCUCAGCGUGAUCGGCGAGCUUUGCGGCGAUGGCUGUCUUCUACGCCAGUUUGAAUUCGGAGAUGGGUGGAUCCUGACCAACGGUUUCUCCGUGAUGAAGUACAGUGUUGAUCUCGAUCCGAACGACCCUUCGAUGGAGGUGACCUGGGGUGGUCAGAAUGGCGCGAACAUCGAUUCGUACCUUCACGAGCUUGGGCCCUUGCGCCCCAAGGACAAUGAUAAGUUCAGCUACGCGAUGGUCGACACCGUCCUGGACGGAAACAAGGUGCGACAAUACUACGUCCACCGUGACCCCGAGAAGGGAGAUCAGCUCCUGGAAUUGAUCUGGCGAGCUUGA
This is a messenger RNA of Aspergillus steynii IBT 23096, 1449 nucleotides long. RefSeq names its product glycosyltransferase family 31 protein. The record is from RefSeq and is a predicted model, not a curated record. Gene Ontology annotation, molecular function: acetylglucosaminyltransferase activity. Lineage: Eukaryota; Fungi; Ascomycota; Eurotiomycetes; Eurotiales; Aspergillaceae. Gene Ontology annotation, cellular component: membrane. The transcript has a single exon. The coding region runs from base 1 to 1449 and encodes 482 amino acids.